Vigna umbellata (rice bean) is the source of this 768-nucleotide messenger RNA. RefSeq lists its product as uncharacterized. Gene Ontology annotation, molecular function: protein serine/threonine phosphatase inhibitor activity; protein phosphatase 1 binding. Gene Ontology annotation, cellular component: nucleus. NCBI's taxonomy places the organism in Eukaryota, Viridiplantae, Streptophyta, Magnoliopsida, Fabales, Fabaceae. The record is from RefSeq and is a predicted model, not a curated record.
AAAGGUGACUAGUCAGAUUUUAACAAAUACAUUAGCCAUGAAUAAACUAAUUUCAUACAUCAUUGGGUUGUCCUUUACUCUUUCUGAUCCUGAGAAUGGUUAUUUCAGUUGUCACAUGUAGGUGCUUUGCUGAGGAGGUUUUUGCCGGAUCUUGUUAAUUACCAAAUUAGUCCAGUUGAAUGCAGGUUGAAGGAGAAUAAACAGGAACAUAACAACCACAAAAUUAGUAUUUUUGUCUCUCCAAUCUCUUGAGCUAAGAGAACAGUCAUGGACAGACGCACGAACCCCACCAGACCAGUAGCGAUGUCUUCCUCUUCCAUCACUGCCACCACCAUCAUAACAAUUCAAAACUCUGAGCCAUCAACCUCUUCAUCUCAGCACCAACAGCAACCUGAAGAAGUACUUUUCCUCCCCCUGAAUCGCAAGAAGAAAAAGGUCAGUUGGAAAGAGGGCACCGUAGACAAUGAGUUUAUGCAGAAGAAGAGUUCCAAGAAAUGCUGUAUCUUCCAUAAAGAGAGGCCCUUUGAUGAAGAUGACAGCGAUGAAGAAGAACAUCACUCUGAAAAAUGCCCUCACGAUAGUGGGUUUAGCUGUAAGAAUCAUGAUGAAGCUGGCCCAAGUAGCUAGAGAAUUGAUUCAGCUGAGCGGUGAUUAAUGAAAGCUAAAGAAUAUAUUUGUAGAGUAACUGGUGAAAUCGUUGAACUUAGCUUUGCAACUCAAUAAUUAUUUAAUUUCGGUUGCAAUUAUAAGAUUACGACAUUGAAACUA